Trichoderma gamsii is the source of this 747-nucleotide messenger RNA. RefSeq lists its product as hypothetical. Bases 1 to 747 code for a protein of 248 amino acids. Lineage: Eukaryota; Fungi; Ascomycota; Sordariomycetes; Hypocreales; Hypocreaceae. The record is from RefSeq and is a predicted model, not a curated record. The transcript has a single exon.
AUGAAAUCAACAUCUCAACAUCUAAGGCCACUCGUCCUCAGACAACAGCUCUCCCCCUCUUCCUCAAACACCCGCUCCUUCGCCUCCUCUACAAUCCACCCCCCUCGUCAAACAUCAAAACCCACCCAGAAAUCCCCCUUCAUCCAGCAGAAGCCAAAGCAAAAGCAAAAGCUCCUCCUCAGAGACACCAUCCGGCGCUUCAUCCCCGAAGAAGCCAAGAAAUUCAUCCGCCCAACCGGCACCCUCUGCACCACCCCCGAAACCGCCGCCUUUUUCGUCAAGCACAACAUCGAGCCCGACAAUGGCGCCGCUCGCCGCUUCACCGCCGGCCCGGCCAUCCAAAACGCAACAAAGGCGUACAACGCUGUGGUGGCUUUCAGUCCGCGGCACAUUGUCCAUCCGCAUGACCUGCGCUUUUUCGAUCCCAGGGGCCACCCGCUGGCCGCGGCGAGGCGCGAAAAGUAUCUGCGAAAAUCGCGCGAGGAGCCGCUCUGGAUUAUGGUGACGAGCGCUGGGGCGGCAUCGACGGUGGUUCGGGUGAUGACGCAGAGGCGGCUCAAGAGCGCCAUCUACCGCUACCUGGAAGACCUCGGAUUUCCAAAUGGAGUGGGAGAGCACAAGGAGAUCAGGGGCACCGUCUGGAUCACGCUUUACGAUCCUGUCAAGGCUUCAAAGCUGCCUCCAGAACCAUUUGCGGAAGCCAUUGCCAGGGCUCUCAGGAGUAACUGUGCCCAGCCUAUGAGAUGA